This is a messenger RNA of Spodoptera littoralis (African cotton leafworm), 3306 nucleotides long. The record is from the annotation of a GenBank genome assembly. Lineage: Eukaryota; Metazoa; Arthropoda; Insecta; Lepidoptera; Noctuidae.
AUGGACGGCAUACAGAUGGAGCCUAUCGGCAAAUACAAAGCCGACAGAAACGGAUCUGCUAAGGCAGCUGCCUGGCGUAACAUGGUUGACCAAGAUUUGGAUGAUGUCGCGUUUUUGGCGGACACGGACAAGGCGCGCGAAGCUCGAGAGCUCCGCGACGCACCCGUGGCAGUAUGCUCACAACGACGAGCACUCUGCCUCACUGUGGUGCUGUUCUCCGCCAUGUUCGCCACGGCACUGAUCAUUGUGUAUGCUUCCCCGCAAUCUGAUUGCCCAUGUGCUACAGACGUAACAUUGAUACCUGGACAGCCACCGACGGACUCUGAAGCCAGUCUAGCUGCUGCUAACAAGGAACGUUUAGCGACCAACGGGGCAGUGUUCCCAUGGCGCGGCGCUCGACUGCCAACCUUUGUUAUACCAAAGCAUUACAGUCUAUGGCUACAUCCGAACUUGACUACUGGAGAACUGAGAGGUGAAGUCUCAAUAGACUUCAAAGUGGACCGGGACACCACGUUUGUGGUGCUGAACGUGAGAGACAUGAAUGUGACUGAGCGAGCUCUGUUCAAGUCCGGUGGCUCGCUCGGACCGAAGGUCGCGAAGACGUUGGAGUAUCCACAGGCAGACCAGAGUUAUAUUGAGUUUAAGGAAAAACUCCGUCGUAAAUUUAACUACACUUUGAGUCUUCGUUUCAUCACGAAAUUGGAGAGGAGCGACAAACAACGAGGUUUCUUCUUGACAGGGACGCAUAGACAUCGCUGCGCUGUAUCCAGAUUCUGGCUGACUCACGCCCGGUCCGCGUUCCCGUGUCUGGACGAGCCACAUUUCAGGGCUACCUUCAAGAUCACCAUCGUCAGAGACAGGUUCCACGUGUCGCUGACUAAUAUGCCGAUAGUGGCGACUGAGGAGGCUGGCUUCUAUUUAGGACAUCGACUGCUUCAAGACGAAUUCGGAGUGACCCCUCCGAUGCCUCCCCACAUGGUAUCUCUAGCAGUCUGUCGCCUCCAAAGACGAGCGGCUCCCGAACUACCAACCGAAGCCACGCCGAAUAUUACCGAAGUGGCCACGAUGAUACCCGAAGCCACAUCGGAACCACCCGAAGAGGAUUUGCCGCCAGAAAUCAGUUUGUACAGCGAUCAACAAGUUAUUUUGGACGAAUCUGGGCCUCUUCUCGAAUGGGUACAAAGGACGAUCCAGCAUUUCUCCUUUGAGCUGAAUACUUCGUAUCCACUUCCGAAAUUCGAUAUCGUGGUGGUAGAAGGCAGCAAUCCUUACUCGGAAGGUUGGGGACUGAUCACUCUGGCACCGGCCACGCUAUCCGAUACCAAGACUAUAGCUAGACUACUGGCUCAGCAGUGGUUCGGUGGUACGGUAUCCCCUCGCUGGUGGUCGUCCCAGUGGCUGCUGGAGGCUCUCACCUCAGUGCUGGCUGAGAAGGCCCCCGCCCCGCCACACAGUGACGCUCAGAGACCUGCUGAUGCUUUAUUGCUGGAUCACGUUCUACCGGCCCUAAGAUUGGACUCCAGUAACUCAGUGCGAGCGGUAGCGUCACCGCGGCUAGAGAGAGCUGACAUAGAAAGUGCUACGGAUGAAUUGUCUUUGCAUAAGGGUGCAGCCAUAGUAAGUAUGGCGAUUGAAGCGGCGGGCGAGGCAGCAGGACGCGCUGCACUGGCACGACUGUUGAGAGAUCAUCGAUUUGCUAGCGCGGAUGCAAGGGACUUAUGGCGUGCGUUAGAGCGAGACGGCUCGGACGACGGUCUGGGCGGCGCGGCGUGGGACGGGUGGUGUGAGCGGCCCGGGUACCCGCUACUGUGUGCCAGCUCCAUGGGGACUGAUGUACUACUGAAACAGGAGAGAUUCGUGAUGUCAGCUGAGCCCCCAGAACCAGACCCGCCUAUGGUGAACUAUCUACUUACGUUGGACCUAAGAGCGGAGCUUGAUGAACUCUUCUAUGAACCGGAAAACUUCACAGAUACAGAAGAGGAUUUGAAUUCAACGACAACAACUCCUCCUCCCACCACCACGCGUCGCGUCACAGUUAAAACUACAAAGGCGCCCCCACACAAGUGGAUAAUACCGGUGACCUUCGUCGUAGGCCCUUUAGACAGUGAAGAAGAAGAGGCUAAUAUAACAGCUUGGAAGAAUGUCACUCAGAAUUAUCAUAAUGCUACUUGGUACGAUGUGACUACAGACAACAAGACAGCUAAAGUUUCAUCCCGAUGGGCUGAAAACGUCACUCAUUUGAUAUGGAUGAAUGAUACUGAAAUGGUAAUACCAGACCUGGGCAAGCAUAAAUGGGUGCGAUAUAAUGUGGGAGCGAGAGGACUGUAUCGAGUGGCGCCGCAGGACAGGACUGAUGGAGAGUCAGCGGAAUCAGCGGCGUCUCGUGCCGCGGAGCUGUACGCGAGCGGCGCGGCGGCGGAGCGCGCGCUGUUGUUGGACGACGCCUUCGUGCUGAGCCGCGCCGGCAGGCUGCCCGCCAGCAGGGCCGUCGCUGCCGCCGCUCGACUAAGUUCAGAAACUCAUUGGGCUCCAUGGCGAGUAGUCCUGAACCACCUCUCCUGGUGGAGGGAACUGCUCAUGCUGGCGAGUUCAGGUCCUCACCUAAACAAACUCCUGAAGACCUUACAUCCAGCCAAAGUCGUGGUUUACUCCAACGAGCAGCUGCAGGGCGCUGGACUGGGAGAAGAUUUACUUUGGUUAAGCGGCGCUCUCUUAACAGCAGGAGUUGAGUGGGAGAACCCAGAUGUCACCAAACAAGCUGUGGAGCUGUUCGACGCCUGGCUGGAGACUAACCAGACUAUACCUGAUAUUUACCAGGAGGCGGCGUUUACAGCCGGGGUCCGAACCCACGGCCAACCAGCGUGGCAGGCGUGCUGGCGCGCUCUGACCGCGUCGUACGCCGCGCCGCGACCUCUCUACUCCCACAGAGCGCUACUGGUGGCGCUAGCGUCGGCCAAGGACGACUGGCUGUUUUAUAGAUUCGCGUUUGCCUCAUUAUCGAAUGAAGCGCAAAGGAGUCGAGAGUGGCGACUUUGGAUCACUGCGCUAUGCUCAGCUACUUGCAGAUGGCGUGGCGCGGCCGGUGUAUGGCGCAUACUUCGUCCACAACCAGUGUUGCCACCGUCAGCAUUACAAGCGGCCGCGAGAUGCUUAUACCAGCCGUAUGAUUAUUACCGGUUUAAAGAGCUGUUCGGAGAGUACCGAGGGGCCACGACAGCGCUAGAUACAAUAGCGCUGAACGCGGCGUGGGUGUUGCGCGCCGACACCGACCUCCUGCGGUACUUCACCGCGUUAACACAACAUUAA